This is a messenger RNA of Aspergillus steynii IBT 23096, 1437 nucleotides long. RefSeq names its product putative 3-beta hydroxysteroid dehydrogenase/isomerase family protein. NCBI's taxonomy places the organism in Eukaryota, Fungi, Ascomycota, Eurotiomycetes, Eurotiales, Aspergillaceae. Gene Ontology annotation, biological process: ergosterol biosynthetic process. Gene Ontology annotation, molecular function: 3-beta-hydroxysteroid dehydrogenase [NAD(P)+]/C4-decarboxylase activity; 3-beta-hydroxy-Delta5-steroid dehydrogenase (NAD+) activity. Gene Ontology annotation, cellular component: endoplasmic reticulum. The transcript is spliced from 4 exons. The coding region runs from base 1 to 1437 and encodes 478 amino acids. The record is from RefSeq and is a predicted model, not a curated record.
AUGCUCCUACCAAUCCUGCUGGCGUGCCUCGCAGGCGUGGGCUUUCUCUAUCUCUACCACGUCAAUCGGGGAAUGAAAGCGGUUCCUCAAGAGGUCCGUCGUCUGUCUCCUCGUCGCUGGACCGUCGGUGAUAUCCACGCCGCCUAUGAAAGCGCCGUCAACUCGCCCGUCGACGUGAGCAAGAGUCUUCCUGCCAAGCAGAAUCGACGUUACGUCGUGAUUGGUGGUUCUGGCCUGGUGGGCAACUGGGUGGUGAUGCAUCUUCUGGCUCGCGGCGAGAACCCGGCAGCUAUCCGUGUUCUAGACCUGCAGGCCCCCAAGCGCGAAAUUCUCGACCAGGGAGUUGCCUUCGUCCAGACCAACAUUGUCGAUGAAACCGCCGUUCUGAGCGCGUUCUUGCAGGCAUGGCCCCCGACGGUGGCCGAUCUGCCUUUGACCGUGUUCCACAAUGCGGCGGCGAUCAGACCUGCGGAGCGACACAAGGCGUUUUUGCCCUUCUGCCGGAACGUGAAUGUGGGCGGGACUGUCAAUGUGCUGCAGGCCGCAAAAAAAGCCGGCGCAAGCUGCCUGAUUGCCACGUCGUCGGGCUCUGUCACCAUCCGUCGCCCGCCCUUUUGGAUUGCCCCGUGGACGCAGGCCCCUAAGUACCUGGUGCAGGUGGUGAAGGAUUCGGACGAGUUGCCCAAGGACCACGAUCAGUUCUUUGGCAACUAUGCUGCGUCUAAGGCGGAGGCCGAGGGAAUCAUCCGCGCUGCCGAUGACCCUGCGUCUAAUUUCCGCACCGGUUGCAUUCGUCCUGCCAAUGGAAUCUACGGUAUUGGGGUCGACAACAGCGCCACCAUCGUUGGAACCUAUCUCCGACAAGGUGGCGGCCCAAGCUGGCUGCAUGGUGUCAUUCAGAGUUUUGUCAACGCCGAGAACGUCUCCAUUGCUCAUCUCUUAUAUGAACAGCGCCUGAUCGAGCACACCGAGCGUCCGAACCAGCUUCCAAACAUUGGCGGACAGGCUUUCAUCGUGACCGAUCCCAACCCUGGGAUUGCCUUCGGCGACCUCUAUCUUCUCCUGACCACGCUGGCCAAAACCCCCGUGAGCUUCCCGCCGGCACCGUCGGUGCCUUUCUUCCUUCUAUCCUACCUGGUGGAGUGGUAUGCUCUGCUCCAGCACCUCUACCUCCCCUGGCUUCCCAAGGUCGGCGGAAAACUGACUCAGCUGCAACCGGCCCUGUUCUCCAUCUCAAAUGCCCACAUCCUGGCGGACGACUCUCGCGCUCGCUUGAGCCCGCAGCAGGGUGGACUCGGCUACUCCGCGCCCAUCAGCACUCUGGCGGGGAUGUGUAAGGAGGUGGACGAGUGGAACCGAGCGGCCGACAAGAAGAUAGAAUCGCCAAAGUCCAGAGGUAGACUGAAGGCCGCCUCGAGAAAUGACACACUUUCAUGA